Engraulis encrasicolus (European anchovy) is the source of this 1862-nucleotide messenger RNA. RefSeq lists its product as uncharacterized. NCBI's taxonomy places the organism in Eukaryota, Metazoa, Chordata, Actinopteri, Clupeiformes, Engraulidae. The record is from RefSeq and is a predicted model, not a curated record. The coding region runs from base 54 to 788 and encodes 244 amino acids. The transcript is spliced from 4 exons.
CCACGAGAUUUGACACUUUCUGUUUCGUUUUGGUUCCCGUUGCACCUAAAACAAUGGCUAAGAAUACACUACCACUGCUAGUUGUAACUGUCUUUCAAUUUGUGUCUUUUUCAACGGGAAAAGACGAUGAGUGGGUUGACUACACGGACAUGCUCAGAUAUGAUUCGGUAAAGCAAAGUAUGACAGGACAGGAUGAUCCUUGUGCCAAGUGCUACAAAAUGCAUGGAUUAUGGGCACCCCUGCUGAUUUUAAAACAUGCUCCGCCUGAGGACCUUGUAAAGCUCGGUCUCACCAUAUUGUUUAUUGUUUUGGUGCCUAUAGUCCUUGGAGCCCUACUCCGGAGAUGGGGAAGCCAGAGCCCCCACCCCUUACCACCUGUAGCCGCUCCGCAGCAGAUGACCCAGAAUGCCGAUGACAGCGAGGAGGACAGCGAAGGAGAGGAUGACAAUAAAGAGGCACCUGUGCACGGCGAUCAAAUUCAACAUCAACAACAGAUCAGGGAUAAUCCGACGGAGGCAACAGGGCACCCUGAGCAGAUGACCCAGGAUGACGAUGACAGCGGAGGAGAAGAUGACAAUGAAGAGGCACUUGUGCCCGGAGAUCUAAAUCAACCUCAACAGAUCGAGGAUAAUCCGACGGUGGCAACAGAGUCCCCUGAGCAGAGAGAAGAGAUGGACAAUGACAAUGCACCCGAUGCAGCGGGAAACGAGUCAGAUGCUGAACAGGGGGAAAGACCUAACAUGGGAAAUGAGCCCAAAGGAGGUGAAACACCUGUUAGUAAAAAAUGACGGAAUUAGAUGAUUGGUGACCUUUCAUGUGUUAAACAUUACGGUAGGUUAAAAAAGAUGUCCUGGAAAUGACAUAAAAGUGGUUUGCCCAGUCAGACUAUGGUAGCCUAGUAGGCUAUACCUGCUUAGGCCCAUCAACUGUACAAGAGCCACACAUAAUGGAGUAAGGGCCCAUGCACAAUGGCAAAACAGUUGAUAAACAACUAUCAUUGUUUAUUUUAUAAUAGGCCUAUAUAGCUUCAUCCUUUGUUUUCCCCGCAAAUUAGUAUUUUAAAUCAUUGGCAGCACAGAGGCAAUAUCAGAACAGGGGCAAGGAGCAAUUCCACAAUCCACAAUGAAGCUGAGGGGCCCCACACAUCUGUAGCCGAGAGGCGCCAGGUAAUCUUAAUCUGGCCCUGACGCUGGUCCCGUUCUAGAACUAUAAGGUGUGGAGUUAGAGACAUAUUUAGUUUUUUGUAAGUCUGUGCAAGAGACAGUGGACCAAACAUGAGCAAUGGCGAUCUGACCCCCGGUUGGCAUGGGCAACUGCAGUCUCUACACCGACAGGAUGAUUGACAUAGUGAAGUCAGAUAAUGUCCUAUGGUGUCUGCCCAAACUCGGGACAAUUCAAAAGCACAUUCUGUCAAUUAUGCUGUGACAUAUCAAUCAAGAUACUGUACUUGUGGACAUCAUGCAACUCCAAACCAAAGAAGUGCCAAGUUUUAAUAUGUUAAACCUGGGGAUAAUAAAAAUGUGAACAUUGAAGGCAGAAAACACUGGUUUGACUGAAUAGGAAAGUGUUAACCACAAUGUAUCAGGGUGUGACAUAUUACUCAUCAUGUAUACAUGAGUAGAAUGUUACUUUGUUAAUUUUAUUACGUUUCUAUGUUUAUUUUAUGUUCUCUUCAGAGAGAGUGGGGAAGUGUGUGAACUGUGUGGUGUGGUGUGUGUGUAUGUGUGCGUGUUGUUGAUUUACAGUAUUAUUUUCAUUACGUUGAACACACUGGUCGUAGUCACUUUUCUUUGUUUUCAGUGAGUGCCUUACUGUAUUCUGAGACUGGUGCGUCUAAAAAAAUAAAUAUACUAAGAAUUCAA